AUGUCUCAGCUCGGUGCCGCACCAAGCUUCAAGGUUGUCAGCCGCGAGGAUUGGCUCGUGGCCCGCAAGGCGCUGCUGGACAAGGAAAAGGAGCUGACGCGGGCCAACGACGCUCUCUCGGCCCAGCGCCGAGCACUGCCCAUGGUCAGGUUGGACAAGUCAUAUACCUUGAGCUCGCUGGCGGGCGAGAGCGUGACGUUGGCCGAUCUUUUUGACGGCAAAGACCAGCUCAUCGUCUACCAUUUCAUGUUCGGCCCCGAGUCGGACCAAGGCUGCCGGGGGUGCUCCCACAUCGGCGAGGCGCUGCCAGAUGUACGCCACCUGCGGCUCAAGAACACCAACCUCGUCGUAGUCUCCCGCGCCCCGCCCGAGAAACUCGAGGCCUUCCGGGCCCUCAACGGCUGGACCUGGCCAUGGUACUCGAGCCAGGGCUCCGACUUCAACUACGAUUUCCACGCUACCAUGGACGAGUCCAAGCGCCCCAUGGAGCUCAAUUUCCGCACCAAGGACGAGAUGAAGGCCCAGGGCAAGAGCUGGUACUCUGGCGAUGUGCCUGGCUUCAGCAUCUUUUACAAGAGAGACGGCGACAUCUUUCACACUUACUCGACGUUUGCCAGGGGCGCGGAUAAGGUGAUGCCAACCCUGCAGCUGCUCGACAUGACGCCGCUGGGCAGGCAAAUUGGCCCGCAGGGGCCAGCCGAGUUUAGGCUCAAGCACGAAUAUGAUUGA
Hirsutella rhossiliensis is the source of this 729-nucleotide messenger RNA. RefSeq lists its product as uncharacterized. NCBI's taxonomy places the organism in Eukaryota, Fungi, Ascomycota, Sordariomycetes, Hypocreales, Ophiocordycipitaceae. The transcript is spliced from 2 exons. Bases 1 to 729 code for a protein of 242 amino acids. The record is from RefSeq and is a predicted model, not a curated record.